Molecule: messenger RNA, 358 nt
Organism: Alligator sinensis (Chinese alligator)
Lineage: Eukaryota; Metazoa; Chordata; Crocodylia; Alligatoridae
Product: RPA-related protein RADX-like
Exons: 2
Coding region: 28-336 (102 amino acids)
Biological process (GO): regulation of DNA repair
Cellular component (GO): replication fork
Molecular function (GO): single-stranded DNA binding
Source: RefSeq, a predicted model, not a curated record
AAAUUAAUCUCCCUUGGUCAUCUGGAAAUGAGCUGGAGAAGCAGAGUUCACUUCCCUCCCUUGCUUGUGAGAGUCAUGCACAAAUCUAGACUUAGGUACUAUGGGAAACCUGACAAAAGACUGGACGUUCCAUAUCAGGCGUAUUUUGAAGUUGCUGACAGUUCAGGCAUGAUGUCAAUGGUUUUGUGGAAUUCCUUAUGUCCUGAAUGGUAUAACAGUAUAAAGGUUGGCACAGUGCUUCUACUUGAACAGUAUGCUGUCAAAACCAGUUUUGCAUUUAAAACACAGCCAACCCCAAGGGAGUCGCAGAUGAAGAGAUUUGCUACAAUUGGUUAAGUAUUCCAGAAAUCUGUUCUGA